Molecule: messenger RNA, 2731 nt
Organism: Chelonia mydas (Green sea turtle)
Lineage: Eukaryota; Metazoa; Chordata; Testudines; Cheloniidae
Gene: RABEP2
Product: rabaptin, RAB GTPase binding effector protein 2
Exons: 14
Coding region: 285-2087 (600 amino acids)
Biological process (GO): endocytosis
Cellular component (GO): intracellular membrane-bounded organelle
Molecular function (GO): GTPase activator activity; growth factor activity
Source: RefSeq, a predicted model, not a curated record
CUAUCCUAGGCCUGGACUGGCGGCCCCGCAGACAGACCCCGCCCCGCCCCUUCGGGCCUCUCCGCUGCCUCCCGAGACCCCUCGGCCGGGCUCGGGCUUUCGGCUCCCUCCGGAUCCGCUCGGCUCUUUCCGGAACCACCUGGGUGGCCCCGCCCCCAGCUGGCCCCGAACGCGGAAGUGCGGAGCCUGCGGCGGGGGGAGCCGCGAGCCGAGCAUGGAGGGUGCGAGGCCGGGGGGUGACCCCGGGGGGAGGGGCGCAGGGUGCAGAGAGCCGUGUGGGGCAGAUGGGCUGGGGGGGGGGCCCCGCAGCCCUGCAGGAGCCCGGUGUGCUGGUGGCAGUGGUGGGCACGGAGCCGGACCCCGACCCCGGGGGGAGGAUCCAGGCGCUGCGGGGGGAGCUGGCGGCCGCGCUGGCCGAGGUCGAGACGCUGCGAGCCGUGGCCACCGUGAGCGAGGGCACCAAGCAGGAGGCCGUGGCCACCGUGCGGCGCCAGUGCCAGGAGGAGGUGGCCUCGCUGCAGGCCAUCCUCAAAGACACCAUCAGCAGCUACGAGGCACGCCUGGCGGCCCUGCAGCAGGAGCAGCACAGUGGCGGCUCAUGGGGGGGCCGGGAGCUGAGCUGCCCGCAGCAGCAGCGGGCACAGGGAAACCCCCUGGACUCGCUGGAGCGGCAGAUGGAGAAGGCGCAGGAGGACUCGGAGCGGCUGCGCAGCAUCGUCCUGCCCAUGGAGGAGGAGAUCGCCCAGCUCAAGAGCAAACUCUCCCGGGCCGAGGGGCUGAUCCAGGGGCUGCGGGGGCCUGAGGGCUCACUCUGCGGCUCAUCGGAGUCCCUGCUGUCUGAUGCGGAGGCUCCCAGCCGGGUGCCCCCUGUCCACCCUGGGGGAGAGGGGGAUGAAGGCUCCGGACCGGAGGGUGAAGAGGAGCUGGGAGGUGGCCUGGCCUUCGCCCGUGGCUGCGACAGCAUCUCCAUUGUCUCCAUCGCCAGCUCCAGCGCUGGCUCCCCCCGGCCCCGGCGCCGGCCCAGCCAAGAGCAUGAGGACACGGCCUCCCUGCUGUCCACCGGCACCCUGGUGCCCGAGAGCAUCUACCUGCCGCCCCCUGGCUUCCAGCUGGUGCCUAAUGGGGAGUGGACGCAACUGCAGCAGGAGGCCAGGCGGCACCAGGAGUCCUGGCAGCAGCUGAGCGAGCAGCUGGAGGCGGUGAUGCAGGAGAAGCUGCGACUGCAGGAGGCGUUAAAACGGAGCAGCGAGGAUUGUGCCAAGCAGGUGCUGGUGCUGCUGGAUCAGAUCCAGAACUCGGAGCAGCUGCUGCAGACCCUGCAGGCGACCGUGUCCCAGACCCAGCACCGGACCCAGGAGCAGAUUGCUGACCUGGCUUCAUCUCACAAGCGGCUCAGCUACGAGGUGCAGCGGCUGAGCGAGGAGAACGAGGGGCUGCGGGGCUCCCGGCCCACCCCGACCCCUGCUGAGGAGCCACCACUGCCGAGCUCCGUGCAGGAACUGCAGGCCCUGGUGCGCCAGCUGCAGGAGGAGGCUGGGACCCUGCGCCGAGCCAGUGAGCACCAUAGCGAGCGGCUGCGCAUUGAGAUCGUCACUCUGCGUGAGCGACUGGACGAGGAGGAGGCCGCCCGGGCCCGGCUGCAAGGGGUUCUGGAGGCCCAGCUGGGGGCCCAGCGCGAGGAGAGCCAAGUCAUGGAGGCCUCCCUGUGCAGCCUCCGAUCAGAGAUGGAGAGGCUACAGCAGCAGCUGGGGCAGGCAGAGCAGCGGGCACAGGGGCUGGAGCAGGACAUGCAGCGGCUUCAGGGGGACCUGACCCAGCGUGACCAGCAGGGCCAGGCCUGGGAACAUGAAAAGGCCAGGCUGGAGGCAGCACUGUCCGAGCAGCGGGGGAAGCUGCAGCGGUUGCAGGCGGAGCUGGACACCAGUGAGCAGGUGCAGAGAGACUUUGUCCGCCUCUCGCAGACUCUGCAGGUACCGGCUGGGGGGUGUCUUGGAGCAGGUGCCGUCUGUAAUGGGUGCAGCUGGAACGGAUCCGCCAGGCCCCCUCGCUGGAGCAGGUGCGCAGCAUUGUGGACGGGACGCGGCUGAAGGAUGUAGCAGAGCUCAAGGAGCCCUGAAAGGCUGGGACAGCAAGAGACCCUCCCCUGGGUGGCGGGGCAUGGAUGCCACCCACCCUUCCCCUGGGCAGGCACAGACUCCAACCCCUUCCCCUCCCCACUAGGGGGGCCUUGGACACUGCCCAUGCCCCAGGCCAGGCUCUGAGUGGCCAUCCUCUACUAACCCCCCUCCCCAGGCACCUGUGGGGGAUUAGGGCCAUCAGCCUCGGGAGACUGGUCCCAGCCUCUCUCUGCCCCCCUCCCCCCCCCCAACUCAGGGAUGGUGCCCCCCACCUGCACACUAACCAAAAAUGCAGCUGCUGUUCACCCCCCAACAAGAGCAAGGCCUAUGGGGCAGGGAGUCAUGGCGUGGCCCCAGCUCUGGCUCACACCAUAGGAGACAGCAUGUUACUGACAGUUACUAACACUGAGGACUGGAACUGGGGGAGGCCAGCUCCAGCUCAGUGUCCAUCCUCCAUUUCCCCCCUUCCCCCAGCUUCCUCCUCCCACAAUGGGUGGGAAGGGGCAGGGCCAAGCAGGGCCCGCUGGCUCCCCUGCCACUAACAAUCCACCAGCUUGCCUUUGUGUGGAGGGCUCACAGGGGGCAGGGUUAAUAAAGGUGACUUUUUGACCAUA